CAUUAAUUAGCUGGCUGAUCUAUCGAUCUAGCUAUCUAGGACUAAUUUAACGUUACGUAGAUGUCCAUCAUUUUCUUAUUCGUUUUUUGUGUUUGUUUGACGGAGACGUUGGAAGUAAGGUUCACUGUCCUCUCUGUAAACUGUUUGAUAAACGGGGGCCUGUACUGUGCGGUCAAGUGAUCCCCAGGCUCAAGCUGACAAAGUAUUCGAAAAACGGGCUUGUGCUCCGCCUGCAAGGAGAGACAUGUGUCAUGGUUGAUUAACCACGGCUAGCGAUCUAGCUAGCUACGUUUGACUAGUGCAAGCAGCACCAGCGCAAAGACAUUGUCUAGCUACGUAACGUUCAAUUAUAUAUAGCUAUUUGGUUAGCUGGGUAAUCCUGGAUCGCUAGCUGACCAUACUGCCAAAUGAGACCAGUUUGCAUAGUCUUUUUGCUACUUGCAGAAGCUAGCUAGCUAUCUAUCUUACAAGUAGCAAAUAUGCAAACUGCUAGCUAGAACAAAACGUUUGUAAGCUGACUAGCUAGCUAACGUUGGAUAAAUUGCUUGAUCGCGAUGUUAACUAGUUUGUUAAAUCAUUAUUAUAUUUGUAAAUAAGUAAGCUUGCUAGGGUAAUAUUGUCAAAUAACGUUUUGGAACACGAUACAUUUGGCCUUUGUCCUUGCACUCUCGGCUGCUCCCCCGCUUAAAAGAAAACCAAUGGAGGAAAUGGAGGUAGACGUGUUGCUGGGGGGCACAGAGACCGUGGGAGAGAAUGGUGCCCAGCUGGCCAUCCAAAUCUCAGACUCUGGGAGCAGCACUGACGUGGAGGAGAAUGAGGGUGCAGAGGUGGAGGCCCCUGACCCCCCACGGCUCUUGAUGAGUGCCUGGGCCUUCAGCCAGGGGAUGGAACCUGUGCGGAGGACUGCACCAGCUCCCACUCCGCCUCGGGUCGUCCGAAGACGGGCUGGGAGGUCCGGUCCUCGUCUUCGCCCCUCUACCCAGCCCACCCUCUCCCACACCCGGCCGCUGGACUUCCUGCUUCGGGUGCCUGCAGCCGUGGCUGCGGAGCCUGGCCUCGGAAACGCCCUGGUGGUGAGCGAGUCUGAGGACGAGGACGAAGCUUCGGCCCCGGGGAGCCCUCUUCUCCCUGCUUCCCCAGCCGAUACCGGCCCCGGCGGUCCAGCAGCCCUUAUGCCGCUCCAGGACCCUGCUGCUGCUGCUGCUGCUGCAGAUCACUUUGUUGCUGUGGAGACGGAGAGGACAGGACCCACAGCUCCACAACAGCCUGAGCUUGCUCUGGCUCCGGCUGCCCAGAACGUUGCCCCCGCUGGCGUGGACCAGGGGGAGGACGGCGAGGGGGAGACCUGCUCCAUCUGCUUCGAGUCCUGGACCACGGCCGGGGAGCACCGGCUGGCCACCCUGCGCUGUGGCCACCUCUUCGGCUUCAAAUGCAUCGACCGCUGGCUGCGGGGGGCGGGGUCGCAGUGUCCGCAGUGCAACAAGAAGGCCAAGCGGUCGGACAUCGUGCGGCUGUACGCGCGCAAGCUCCGGGCGCUGGACAACAGCGAGCAGGAGGGCAUCAAGAGGAUGCUGCAGCAGGAGCAGGAGCUGCGGCGGAAGGCCGAGUCGGAGUCGGCGCAGUGCCGGCUGCAGCUGCAGGUGAUGACCCACGAGUGCGGGAAACUGCGCAAGCAGAUACAGGAGCUGAAGACUCUGAUGGCCCAGCCGGGCUGUGGCCCCUCCCAGCCCUCGGGGGCCGCCCCCAUGGGGCUGUCCCAGAGGCAGGACUCCGCCCAGGGGGGCCAGUACGCGUUUGCCAAGGCGGUGCUGGUGUCCCAGACGGGCGGGUGCCGGGUGCUGGCCUACUGCGAGCCUCUCUGCUGCCUGCUGGCCUCCCAGCCCUCCCCGCAGGCCACCCUUGUGCCCGGUUACGGGGUGAAGAAGAUCAGCGCGGUCAGUCUGAAAGCCUGUCAGUACGUGCCCAUCCACGCCAAGCAGAUCCGCGGCCUGGCCUUCAGCAAGCAGCCCGACAGCCUCCUGCUCUCCGCCGCGCUGGACAACACCCUCAAGCUGACCAGCUUGCUGACCAACACGGUGGUGCAGACGUACAACACCGGCAGGCCCGUGUGGAGCUGCUGCUGGUGCCUGGACAACAGCAACUACGUCUACGCCGGGCUGAACAACGGAUCGGUGCUCCUGUACGACACCCGGGACACCAGCACCCACGUCCAGGAGCUCGUCCCGCUGGGGUCCAGAUGUCCCGUGACCUCCGUGUCCUACGUCCCGCGGGCGGCCUCCAGCUCCUUCCCCUGCGGCGGCCUCAUCGCCGGCUCCCUGGCCGGCGGCUGCUUCUGGGAGCAGGUGGACGAGGCGGCGUACCGACCUCACAUCCUGCCUCUGGAGACGGGCGGCUGCACUGACAUCCAGGUGGAGCCGGAGAGCCGCCACUGCCUGGUGACGUACCGGCCAGGCCGGUCGAACCCGUCCCUGCGCUGCGUUCUGAUGGAGCUGAGCCGCGCCCCCCAGGAGGACGCGGCCCAGCCCCCGGCCUGCUCCUGCCAGCCCGUGCAGAGCUUCAGCGCCGGCACCUCCUGCAAGCUGCUCACCAAGAACGCCGUGUUCCGCAGCCCCGCCCGCGGCGGCCGCUCCACGCUGGUGUGCGCCGGGGACGAGGCCUCCAACUCCACCAUGGUGUGGGACGCAGGCACGGGGGCUCUCCUCCAAAAACUUCCUGCGGACCUCCCGGUGCUGGACAUCUGCCCCUUCGAAGUGAACCAGGACAGCUACCUGGCCUCGCUGACGGAGAAGAUGCUGAAGGUCUAUAAGUGGGAGUGAGCUGCACUCUGGGAAGCGCAGGAGGAAAACGGACUGCAGGUAUCGCAGCGUAGGAGCGCUCUGCAGGGGGCGCUGUGCUGCCCAGUUUACUCUCUUCUGUGCUGGGCCUCCCCAGUGCGGUCAGACAGGCGCUGCCUUAAAGAGUAGUGGGUUACUGCUCACACACACACAGAGACACGCACGCACACACACACACACACAGCCUGGGUGAGCUACUGCACACAGAAAUGAGCCAGAAACCUGCCUUUCUUCUCAGCUGUCGACCAAACCUGUCCAUUUUUGACGGGGUGCAGCAUCCAUCUGUGUUUCCUGGCAAACAUGAGAGCGAAAUAUCUUUGUACCGAAACCACUGGACAAAAGUCAAGGGUUGCCAGUCAGGUCAACCUCCCUGUGUAAGAUUUCAGAAGUGGUCCUGAGUGCUGAGCUUGUCUACAGUGGGAGAUCAUUUGUAAAAUUUGAGAGGCGGCUACUGCUGUGUCCCCUGUGUGGAUAGCAUAGCUGUACAGACGAUACGCGAGCCAAGCGUCUCUUUUUGGCAGCCUUCGCCGUUCGAUGCGUGGAUUUAUGGUAGUGCUGGGGGAUAUUCCGCAACAGUAAUGAUCGAAUGCAGUAACUAUCAUCACCUCCAUGUGGUGCAUCAUUUUUUUUUUUUUUGCUUAUACCUGGUGCGGUACUAAACAUCCAAGCUUAAGAAGCUGUGUGAAAUGCUUCUGGGGGAAAAAUGUCAGGCCUGUUGUCUAUUGGGUGUUGAUGAGACAGCCAAUCAGCAGCAAGGUCAUACAGGUUCCAUGUGGAUGGUGUGAUGUGUUUUUGUUAAUCACAUGGAAGCUGUAUUAUGCUGAUUGGCUGUCUGAUCAACACCAAAUAGAUUAACAGCGCUGAUAUUUUUUUCCCUGGAUGCAAUUCAUGUGGCUGCAAAGUUUGGAUGCUUACCGCUGCAUCCGGUGUAAUUAAAGAAAAAAAGAUGAAAACAACGGCAAUGCUCUACAUAUUGGUGAUGAGUUGUUGCACUCAAUAAUUGUCCUUGUGGUGCAUCGCCCAGCCCUAAUUUCUCAGGGGAGUCGAGUAUGCAGGGACCCCUUCUACUUAAUUUGCCAUUUUCAUCUUCCACCCGUGUCUCGUAGACGUGUCACGCUGCUCUGCGUGAAACCGAUUUCAGGUUGAAGUUAACAAAGCGGUUUUCCCCCAGGCUCUCAGGUGUGAAUCGGCGACUGUGACAUUUCCGAAGCGUCGCCGUCUGUGAUUGGCUGCCCGUCUUUAUCGAGCCGCCUUUUGCGGGGAUCGCGUCGUGACAGCCUUAUCUCCACGGAGACGAAGCCGGAAUGUCAGAGCGGCGUGGAUGAAAUGCGUCACGGCUGACGCCGUCCCGUGUGCGAGCGUUACGGAAUGACUGACAGCGUGUCUGAGACAGCGUGGAGUGUGUCGAAACGGAGCGCGCCAGCGGCGGAAACCGCUGCCGUAGUCACCUGUGUCGCUACGGCGACUGCAGGUGACCAAAUGCAAAAAGCACCGGUUGCUUUUUUGUAAUUUUUAUAGUCUUAACAGAGUCGGCUGCAUCUCCUGAUUUCCUCUCGCUCCGUGAGUUUGAAACAUUCUACCAAGUAUUAACAAAAACCCACCCGUGAAACUGUACAAAGGCUGUCAUUUGGGGACUUGAAGGAAAAAAUGUGGUCUGUAAGAUCAUGCCUCGACAGUACAAAAUGGUGAAAAGCUUUUACUUUAAUUUUAGAUAAUGUUUAAAUUGUCUCUGAGAUUUCCUGUACAUGUAUGUAUGUGUGUAUGUAUGUAUGUAUGUGUCUUUUGAUACCACUGUUUUUGUGUACAUUUGUUUCAUAAUAAAAUACAUGAUACUUGUC
This is a messenger RNA of Anguilla rostrata (American eel), 4672 nucleotides long. RefSeq names its product ring finger and WD repeat domain 3 (gene rfwd3). Gene Ontology annotation, molecular function: protein binding; ubiquitin-protein transferase activity. Gene Ontology annotation, biological process: protein ubiquitination; interstrand cross-link repair. Gene Ontology annotation, cellular component: nucleus. The coding region runs from base 699 to 2816 and encodes 705 amino acids. The transcript has 13 exons. The record is from RefSeq and is a predicted model, not a curated record. Lineage: Eukaryota; Metazoa; Chordata; Actinopteri; Anguilliformes; Anguillidae.